AUGGGGGUGGGCACUGAACGGCCAUUUGUGAAGCCCUUGUUGCUUUUAAGCUUUCUGUUGUUGUGGGCUGCUUUUGCAGAGGCUGAAUACGCGAAAUACAGAGAUCCCAAACAGGCCCUUGGUGUUAGAAUCAAAGACUUGAUGAGUAAAAUGACCCUCGAAGAGAAGAUUGGACAGAUGACUCAGAUUGAGAGGAAGUUGGCCUCUCCUGAUAUCAUGAAGAAGUAUUACAUUGGGAGUGUGUUGAGUGGUGGAGGAAGUGUACCAUCUCCCGAAGCUUCUCCAGAGAUUUGGGUGAAUAUGGUAAAUGAUCUCCAAAAAGCCUCCCUUUCGACUCGCUUAGGGAUCCCUAUGAUUUAUGGCAUUGAUGCUGUUCAUGGCCACAACAAUGUGUACAAUGCUACUAUUUUUCCUCACAAUGUUGGCCUUGGAGUCACCAGGCAAAGAAUUGGAGCUGCAACUGCACUUGAAGUUAGAGCCACAGGAAUUCAAUAUGCUUUUUCGCCUUGUAUUGCUGUGUGUAGAGAUCCGAGGUGGGGUCGUUGUUAUGAAAGUUAUAGUGAGGAUCAUAAAAUUGUUCAAGCUAUGACUGAGAUUAUACCUGGUUUACAGGGCGAACUCCCGUCUAAUGCUCGAAAGGGCGUUCCUUUCGUCACCCCGGGAAAGACAAAAGUUGCUGGUUGUGCUAAGCAUUUUGUUGGAGAUGGUGGCACGGUGAACGGUAUUGACGAAAAUAAUACGGUGAUCGAUUAUAAAGGUUUGAUGAGCAUUCACAUGCCUGCAUAUUUCGACUCAAUUAUUAAAGGCGUGGCCACAGUUAUGGUGUCCUACUCGAGCUGGAACGGCAAAAAGAUGCACGCAAACCAAGAACUUGUAACGGGCUUUCUUAAGAACAAACUUAAAUUCAGGGGAUUUGUUAUAUCAGAUUGGCAGGGUAUUGAUAGGAUCACAAGCCCGCCACAUUCGAACUAUUCUUAUUCUGUUCAAGCUGGAAUUCUUGCAGGAAUUGAUAUGAUUAUGCUUCCCGAGAAUUUCACAGAAUUUAUCGACGAUCUGACUUUCCAAGUGAAGAACAAAAUCAUCCCCAUGAGCAGAAUAGAUGAUGCAGUUCGAAGAAUACUAAGAGUCAAGUUCACCAUGGGUUUAUUUGAGGAUCCUUUAGCUGAUCUCAGCCUAGCAAACAAACUCGGCAACCCGGAACACAGGGACUUGGCAAGAGAAGCUGUCAGAAAAUCUCUCGUUCUUUUGAAGAACGGCAAAAGCGCCAAUCAUCCAUUGCUUCCCCUUUCAAAGAAAGUGCCGAAAGUUCUAGUUGCAGGGACUCACGCCGAUAACUUGGGGUAUCAAUGUGGAGGCUGGACGAUCGAGUGGCAAGGUGUUCUGGGCAAUGAUCUUACAGUUGGCACCACAAUACUGACCGCCGUGAAAAGCACAGUCGAACCUUCCACGCAAGUCGUCUACUCGGAAAAUCCCGACCCAAAUUUCGUCAGAAACGGGGGUUUUUCUUACGCCAUUGUUGUAGUCGGCGAGGCCCCAUAUGCCGAGAUGUAUGGGGACAGCUCAAACCUCACCAUGAUCGAGCCCGGCCCAAGCACCAUAAAAAACGUGUGUGGUGCCGUUAGGUGUGUUGUGGUUGUUGUAUCGGGCCGGCCCAUUGUGAUGGAGCCCUAUCUUGACGAGAUAGAUGGGCUUGUGGCCGCUUGGCUCCCAGGGACCGAAGGUGGGCUGGGCUUGGCCGAUGCCUUGUUUGGGGACUAUGGGUUUACAGGGAAGCUUGCUCGGACUUGGUUCAGGUCGGUGGAUCAGCUGCCCAUGAAUGUUGGGGACCCGCAUUACGACCCGCUUUUUAAGUUCGGGUUUGGUCUUACCACUAAAGCCAGGCAUGAAAAUUGA
Molecule: messenger RNA, 1893 nt
Organism: Striga hermonthica
Lineage: Eukaryota; Viridiplantae; Streptophyta; Magnoliopsida; Lamiales; Orobanchaceae
Source: the annotation of a GenBank genome assembly